Cetraspora pellucida is the source of this 1119-nucleotide messenger RNA. NCBI's taxonomy places the organism in Eukaryota, Fungi, Glomeromycota, Glomeromycetes, Diversisporales, Gigasporaceae. The record is from the annotation of a GenBank genome assembly.
AUGUUUGAGGAAACUAAAAUUAAUGAUAUAAUAAAAGGAUACUUAGCUACACCUAUUAAAUUAAGAGAAUUCAUUGGGUCUACUGUUUUAUCUCAAAAAACAAAUAUUCCAAAAAUUACAAUUAGUAGUUCUCGUGCUAUGAUAGCAAUUUCUACAGAAAAAGAAAUUCGGAAUAGUACACCAGCACAAAAACGUGCAGCUUGUUCUAUAAAGGCUGCUAAAACAAAAAUCAAAGAGCUAGAACAAGUAUAUAACUUUACUUCUAAUUCACAACUUCAAUUUAAAGCAUUAGAAGAACAACAAGAGGUAGUUUGGUAUGACAAAUGUAGUAGACCAUCAUACUUACUUCGGAACUCAGACUUACUGAAACAUAUUUAUAAUUCAAUCAAAUAUGGAUCAGCAGAUACACAAAGACGUAAAGAAGCAAUUAAAGUAAGAAUUGUGAAUCAUCUAAGAGAAAAUCUUAAAAAAAACUAUGGCAUCUAUAUGGCAAGAACAACUCUAAACAACUACCUUUUGCCUCAUCAUUCCAACUUACUUAUAGCAAAGGCACAUUAUCAUUCCACCUGGGUAGCUAUGGCUGGAGUUUCACAUGAUAAAACAAAGUACCAUCUUGAUGGCCACUAUUGUCUUGCUUCUGUAAAAGGUGUAAGACAAUUUGUACAAACCUUUGCUGAUCUUUCUGUAAUUAUCUCACAAGAUAAUAAGACGAAGAUAGGUUUAGGAGUAGCUGCUGUUAGUAGAAUAUUUUAUAUCUUACAAUCUUCCUCUCAAUCAGUUCAAUUACCCGAUUAUAAUUUCGUACAUAGAAGGCAGUCAAAGUAUAAUCCAGUCGAAAAAGAAAUAGCUACACUUUCUGGUAAGUUGGCUGAAGUUGUUUUGCUGAUAGAUUAUUUUAGAAAGCAUCUUGAUAGUCAGAGUAGAGUUGUUGAUAAUGAAUUAGCAACUAAAAAUUUUCAUUAUGCUGGUUCUAUGUUGUGUGACAUAUGGGAUCGAAACCCAAUUUUUGAAAAAUAUGUAAAAGCAAUAUACAUUGAUAAAAUAACUAAUCCAUUUCAGAAUUUUGAUGAUGAAGAGGAACAAGACUUUAAUGAAUCUACUAAUACUUCUGUUUCAUGA